AUGAAUAUGGGAUCCUUGGGUGUUGGAAUUCGAGAGCCUCAGAACAACAAUGUGUUCAAUCCUUUUGAUCCAUCAAACUUUGAAUCGCUGACAAAGCCACAAAACGACUUCAACCGUGCGCCCGGUGCGCCCGUCCGUUCUCAGCAUGCUCCAAAAAGUGGCCCAGGAGCUGUCAACUAUCUUCAAAACCCCUCAGGAAACUUCACAAAACAAUCGCUCCAUUACCACGGCCUGAAUCAGCAACAGACCUACCUCCUUCACAACCAACAAAGCAUCUAUUCGUCCAGCAUGCCGAAUAGCUACAGUCAAUCUACUCAAUAUUCCUCUGGAAGUCAGCAGUCAAGUCAGACCAGCUCGCCGGCAGACUUCCGCCGACAGCGAGAGCAAGCAAUUCUUCAAAGUCAAUACGAGCGCGCUCAAGCUACUGUUAGAGCUCAACAGGAAAACAUGCAUCAACUUCAACUUCUACAGGCUCUCUACUUCCAAACCCAAAUGCAAACUCAAGCUCACGGGAUGAGUGCCCCAAGAGAUCGAGCCGAGUUUCAGAAAAACAUGCAGCAGUACGCGAGCACAGGAGCUGUCCCAACUUUGUCCAACUUUGAUCAAAUGAAACGCCAAAAUCAUUCAUUACCGCUUUCGCGAAUGGAUUUCCCCCGUCGAACUUCUAUCCAGCAAGAACGGAUCAACAAAUAUCUCAGCGAGUGUUUGGGAGUCUUCAACGCUCUGAAACGCGAUCUUGAAUUCCACAUUUACAAGGAAAAAUUAACCACUGACGAGAUAUGCACAGAACUUCAAGGAUAUGUUCUGCCGCACCUCCAGAGCAACUUUUCGAAGCUGCCAAGCUCUGCCUACAAAAAUGCAGUGUUUCAGCUCUUUACUGCGCUUCAAAACUGCCGAGAAGCCAGUGAGCAGGAUGCUUAUUAUCGCAAUGUUAAGAUAAUGGACGAUCUCCCGACCUGGGAGCAGCUUGAGCUUCCAGAGUUGGAAGCGAUUCAGGCAAUGUAUGGUGGUCUUCGCUUACUCGAAGAUGAAUAUCUUGACGACUGCCUUCUCGACUUGUUUGAGAUGGUCAUGUGGCGAGUGUGCUCCCGUUCAGAUACUAAGGAAGCAUCCAUCCGCCUUGCGGCCCACAUUAUUUUCAACCGAUUCCAAAUGGACAACGCUCGAAUCAGCCAGAUCGCGGAAGCCGGCAAAAUCCACUUGGAAGCAUCAAUGUGGUUGGUUUUCUCUUUCGACGAGAUUUAUAAAAUCUGCUCUUCUUUGGUGAAGCCCGCUAGCUAUCACGAAAAGAUUGAGAAGAAUACCGAAGCCGACGAACUGUUGCGGUACUGCUUCGAAAACAAUCAGAAGAGUCUUCGCCGAGGAAUGACGACCAAACGCAUUCGAUAUUACAAGAUUCAGCGAGUAAACGAUGACGGCGAUAAAAUCACGCGACUGAACCCAGAAACCUGGUUCAAGUAUCGAAAUGUUCCUUGGCAAGAGCCUAUCGAAGACUUCGAGCAAAUCCUCCCAGAAAAAGGGCGCAAGUUUCUCUACGCUCUUCGCAGUGCUGAUCUGAUGAAAACUGUCGGCAAAUACUGGUGGGACUCCCGAUUUGAACGGGGCAAAUACAAGCAACCACUUGGUGAGCGGAUAAUGCGGGAACAUGGUUGCUUUGCUCGAUAUCUUAUCCGGACCUUCGAGAAUAACGACCCGGAGUUAGAAACACAGGUUGCGCGGCGAUUCUAUUCUGAUCAGCUGCUAAAGCUGAUCAUGGACCGACUCCACCUGCGAAUGGUUGAACAUAAAGUGAGCUCCACGUCCAUCACUUGGCUGUGCAAUGAGUACCCCGGCUUCAUUGACUUCGAUUUCGUCCGCGCUAUGUACUAUAGCAACGAUUGUAAGGACUGGUUCGAACUUAACGAAGAGGAUCAAUGCAUCCAAGUCAAAAAAAGGAAUCAUAACCGUUGGAAUGAAUCCUCUGACGAAGGGGACUCCGACGGAGAAAGUAUCUCCCGGUUCAGUACUUUACCCGUCCAUCAACAAGACUUGGAAUCACGAACUUAUGAAAAUGAUUGGUCUGCUCACGAACAGAACUUUAGCGGGAUUUUGAACUCUGACACUCUUAAUGCUGCUGUUGAAGAUGCCAAGAGAGACGAACUUAUCAAAAAAUGGGUCGACUUCGGAAGCUGGGGUUCUGGUUCAAACGUUCGGAGAACAAGGUACAGAGAUCAAGAGUUCCCUUCGGAAAUCAUCAACGAAGAAGAUGAAGACCCUCCCGUUGCGAUAGAGAAGGAGAAUAAACGCAUGCCAAUCCAGGAAAAUCCAAUGCGAUCGAUGGGAUUGCCUCGAUCCGAAAACUCUUCGGUCCUAACAGAAGUCGUUAGGGACAUGUCCAAUGUCCGCCUUCAGUCUAGUGUCUCAGCUGCAUCUCGCCGUAGCUCUCGGGGACGAAUGCGCAAUCGAGGAUCACGAAUUCACGCAAGUUCUCGAGUACAAGUAUCUCACGGCCUUAUUUCUCGAGACACAAAGUUGAAAAGUAACGAUGAACGAAGCGAGUUCGGCGAAAGUUCAAUCCGUCAGACAGCGACUGGUCAACUUCCAGAAGUCGUCCGAAAUCAGCCUGCUCCUAAAAGAGGAUCUCUGAUCAACUACUACAACGCACCUCGGCCAGCUCCGACUCCUCAGCCACAAAUGCCUGAAUCUGAAGUCGAUGAGCGCUCCGAAUUCGGGAACAGCAACGUUACGCUGCCAGAACCUAACAUGCAGCAAAACCGAUCGAUUGAAGCAGGUCAAAACUACAGCGAAGGACGCCAUCCAUCUACCUAUCGUCGAUCAAUUCCACAAGCCCAACCACCAGUUUCCCAGCACCAGAACUUCAAUCAAAACUACCGCUCCAAUUUCGGCGGCGCUCCAUCUAGUGCUCAAAAUCAACAACUGCCGACUAAUCCUCAGAACCGAUUUAAUCCUCAAGAGGCUCGCCAGACUGGCGAUUCCUCCUUUUUCAAUCUCGGCAACCGGCCAGCUCGAGGUCGCCGUGGACGAGGGUCAGCCAUUGGCCCAAAUAAUGCUACCACUCGCGGACGCGGCUCAAGCCUUGCCACCAGCUCUGGCGGUCGUGGCCGUGGAUACGCUCGUACUCAAAACUCGAUCACUGCGGCUUCGCUCGCCUUCAACUCUUCACUCAAUCGCCGCUAA
Messenger RNA from Oikopleura dioica, 3177 nucleotides. The record is from the annotation of a GenBank genome assembly. Lineage: Eukaryota; Metazoa; Chordata; Appendicularia; Copelata; Oikopleuridae.